Messenger RNA from Ctenocephalides felis (cat flea), 1248 nucleotides. RefSeq names its product syntaxin-binding protein 5-like. Gene Ontology annotation, molecular function: syntaxin binding; myosin II binding; GTPase activator activity. Gene Ontology annotation, biological process: regulation of protein secretion; regulation of exocytosis. Bases 595 to 1248 code for a protein of 217 amino acids. The transcript has 6 exons. The record is from RefSeq and is a predicted model, not a curated record. NCBI's taxonomy places the organism in Eukaryota, Metazoa, Arthropoda, Insecta, Siphonaptera, Pulicidae. Gene Ontology annotation, cellular component: cytoplasm; plasma membrane; SNARE complex.
GUGCCUACAUCUACGCGUGCCGCAUUUCUGCAUGUUUAAAUUCUACAGUGAUAUAAAAUUAAAAUGAUUAAUUAAUAAACAAUUUUAAAUAACAUAAAAGUUGAUUUGAAAUAUUCAUAGCGAUGUACAAUUCGUAUAUCUGCUAUAAAAUUGUUCGAGAUAAAGUAUUUGCUCGAGUCGGAAUCGUCGGAAUCGUCGGAAUUGAAAGCGAGCUCGCGGACGCAUGUACAUGUACCUCAUCCGUGUGCGCACGUCAUUUUGCUCUUGGCGCAUAGCACACGAUAUAGCGCGAGACACUUGAUGCUAUCCCUUUCGUUCGCAUUGAUUGGCAUUCUCUGGAUGCGAUGCGCUAUAUAUUAUCGUAGCAAAAUUCAUACCAUACGAUUUCUAGGUGAGGUUUUUCGUUUUGCAGUGGCUUGUGAGUACUAGGCGAGAAUUUUAAAUGUCAUGAAUUAUCAGCGCGGGUCUUUGCGUAUCUGUCAAAAACAUCAAUCACGGAGAGCAACAGUUUCUGUGCAAUAAGCGUUUUAUUUACAAUUCGAAUCUGAUAGUGCCAAAAGCGAAGUUUGGAAUUAUGAAUGUUGUGUUGAAAAAAUGAAGAAAUUUACAUUUAAAGGGGUCUUAGACGGAUUUCGAUCUUCUGUGCAGGCCCAACAAAGAUCGGAUCAGGAGAUUCAGGAGAACCUUCGCACUGAACAUUUCACAUUAAAAAAGACAUUUCGACAUGGAUUUCCGUUUGCUCCAACUGCCCUUGCAUAUGAUCCGGUUCAGCGAUUGCUUGCUAUUGGGGAUAAAAGUGGAUCACUUAGAAUACUGGGACGUCCUGGUGUCGACUGCCAUUUGAUGCAUGGAGAUUCUUGUAGUUCUGUGUUGCAUGUGGUAUUUUUAGUAAAUGAAGGUGGACUCAUAACAGCUACAGCUGAUGAUACACUACAUCUAUGGAACUACCGUCAAAAACAACCGCAAAUCGUACAUAGUCUUAAGUUUAAUCGUGAACGAGUAACCUGUCUGCAUCUACCCUUACAAAGCAAAUGGCUAUAUGUUGGAACGGAGAAGGGUAAUGUGCACGUUGUUCAUAUUGAAACUUUUCAAUUAUCGGGAUAUGUUAUCAAUUGGAACAAGGCAAUAGAAAUACAACGGAAGACACAUCCAGGGGCUGUUAUAGGACUGCGUGACAAUCCGUUGGAUGCUAGUAAGGUAGGUACAAGUUCGAGAUUACAUUUUAAUUUGUGUUUACACACUGCUUAG